UUAUAUCGGAGACAAUAGCUUCAGUUCCAUGAAGCUUGACAUGUUUGUCCAACUCAAGAACUUAAAGGGUCUCGACUUAUCCAACGUAAGCUUGUUAAUUGACAGCGACAACAGAAGUCUUACUUUUCCCCAAUUACAGAGCCUAGGGCUAAGCUCAUGCAACCUUACUGAAUUUCCAGAAUUCAUUAAAAGGCAAGACAAGUUGGUUGACUUAGAUCUUUCUAACAAUCAUAUCCAUGGUGUUGUGCCUAAUUGGUUGUGGAAGAGCAGCCUUUCAAGGGUAAACCUUUCUUUCAAUGUGAUUGAUUUUCCAAAACAGCUUCCCUUAAGUGAUGCAAACUUCUCUUUCCCAAUGUUGAUGGAAUUUUAUCUGGAAUCUUGUAACAUAAGCUCAUUUCCAGAGUUCUUAAAGAGUCAAAAAAAUUUAGAAGAAUUCGACGCAUCUUCUAACAAUUUGAGUGGCCCAAUUCCAAAUUGGUUAUGUAAUAUGAGUCAACUUUACAGUUUCGAUGCAUCUUAUAAUAAUUUGAGUGGCUCAAUUCCAAAUUGCUUGGACAAUAUGAGUCAACUUGUCAGUUUCGAUGUAUCUUAUAACAAUUUGAGUGGCCCAAUUCCCAAUUGCUUCGGCAAAAUGAAUGCUCUCUUUUUCUUGAAUCUGCAAGGAAAUAACUUCAGUGGAAUGUUACCAAAAUUUUCAAAAGCAACCCAACUAAACUUUCUCAAAGUUAGUGAGAAUAGAUUGGAAGGGAAGUUGCCCAGAUCACUAGCGGAAUGCACUCAGCUUGUAGUUUUGGACGUGGGAAAAAACAUGAUGAAUGAUACUUUCCCUUUUUGGUUGGGGAAAUUGCCUGCGCUAGAGGUUCUCAUUUUGCGGGAAAACAAAUUUUAUGGUCAAAUUAAACAUUUCAAACAUAAAUUUGUUUUCCCAACUUUGGAUGUGUUGGACAUUGCUUCAAAUCAGUUUUCUGGUGAACUAUCUAUUGAUUUCCUUCGAGCCACUCGACUAAGGUCACUCAAAACAGGUGGGAAUAAAUUGAAAGGGAAGCUGUCGAGAUCAUUAGCCAAUUGCACAGCACUUGAGGUUCUGGACCUUGGAAAUAAUAUGGUUCAUGAUACAUUCCCAUUUUGGUUAGAGAAGCUGCCUUCCUUGAAGGUUCUUGUUUUGCGAGCAAACAGAUUCUACGGCACAAUUACAAAAUUUGACACGAAACAUGGGUUUCCAAAGCUACGCAUAUUGGACAUUGCUUCCAACAAAUUUUCAGGUGACUUGUCCAUUGAAUUUUUGCAAAGUUUGAAGGCAAUGGCGAAGAUGACUAAUGACGAAAAGGCUAAGCUGGAUUAUAUCGGAGAGAAUUAUUAUCAAGACUCUGUGACAAUUGUUAACAAAGGGAUUGAAAUGUUGUACCAAAAAGUCUUGACAAUUCUUACUUGUCUUGACCUUUCCAACAAUAGUUUCCAUGGGAGAAUACCAGAAGAGAUACAAAUGCUGAGGUCACUCAGAGUGAUGAACUUAUCCAACAAUGGCUUUUCUGAUGAAAUCCCAUUAGCAUUUGAAAAUCUAAAAGAUAUUGAAUCUUUGGAUCUCUCACAGAAUGAGCUUUCAGGGAAGAUUCCUGCACAACUUACAAGUUUAACUUUCUUAGCGGCAUUGAACUUGUCUUACAACCAACUCGAAGGGAGCAUACCAUAAAGCAACCAAUUCAUUACAUUUACAAAUGAUUCCUACCGUGGGAACCCAAAAUUGUGUGGGCUGCCAUUGUCAAGGAAAUGCAAUGAAGUCGGUCUUCCAGUGGCACCACCUCCACGGGGAGAUGAAGAAUCAUGGUUAUAUGCUAUGUCUACUUGGAAAAUUGCGUUGAUAGGUUAUGCUAGUGGAUUAGUCGUUGGGCUAUGUAUCGGAUAUACAGUGCUGAAUGAGUUGGGAAACAAAUGGGUUGACAAGUUCAAAAAGUGUGGGAAAAGAAAUAGAAGAAGAUGUAGGACAUGGAAUGUCCAGUCAGGAGGUACGUUAUCUUUGAGGAAAAUGGUAAUUAGUUCCUUAUGACUACAAGCAUUUUU
Gossypium raimondii (Peruvian cotton) is the source of this 2058-nucleotide messenger RNA. RefSeq names its product receptor-like protein 11. Lineage: Eukaryota; Viridiplantae; Streptophyta; Magnoliopsida; Malvales; Malvaceae. Gene Ontology annotation, molecular function: protein binding. Bases 29 to 1690 code for a protein of 553 amino acids. The transcript has 3 exons. The record is from RefSeq and is a predicted model, not a curated record.